Molecule: messenger RNA, 1499 nt
Organism: Populus euphratica (Euphrates poplar)
Lineage: Eukaryota; Viridiplantae; Streptophyta; Magnoliopsida; Malpighiales; Salicaceae
Product: GDSL esterase/lipase At1g54790-like
Exons: 5
Coding region: 260-1402 (380 amino acids)
Molecular function (GO): hydrolase activity, acting on ester bonds
Source: RefSeq, a predicted model, not a curated record
UAUGUUUCUAACGUACUGGUCGUGGCCUUAUGCGUGCACCCAAGAACAUUUUGGAGUAAAAUAGCGAGGAAAGGAAACAACACUUAAAAGUAUGCUACACAACCAAAGGAUAAAAAAACUUUGCUUUCGGGGCAACGAGGCACUUAACUUGCCUUUCCAUAACUCAAAGCAAGCAUUCCCUAUGCCCAUAAAAGCACCAAACUUCUCUAAUUAUUACACAGCUUCUUAGCUUCUAGGAUUGAGAAGUUAACUACUGAUCAUGGCUAGCAGAAAAAUUGCUCUCCAAGUUUUCACCCUUUUAUCCAUCAUAUCAUCUGUUGCAAAUUCAAUUGAUUUCAAUUACCCUGCAGUGUUCAAUUUUGGUGAUUCAAACUCUGACACAGGUGACCUUGCUGCUGGUCUAGGCUUCCUCCUUGAUCCACCUAAUGGACAAAUUUACUUCAAAACUGCCACAGGAAGGUUCUGUGAUGGCCGUCUCAUUGUUGAUUUUCUAAUGGAUGCAAUGGAGCUGCCCUUCCUAAAUGCAUAUUUGGAGUCAGUUGGGGUGCCGAAUUUUCGUAAAGGAUGCAACUUUGCAGCUGCAGGAUCAACUAUACUUCCAGCAACUGCAACAUCUGUGAGCCCAUUUUCCUUCGGAGUUCAAGUGAAUCAGUUUCUACGAUUCAAAGCUCGAGUUCUCGAAUUGCUAGCCAAAGGUAAGAGAUUUGAUAGAUACGUACCAGCAGAAGACUAUUUUCAGAAGGGUCUAUACAUGUUUGAUAUUGGCCAGAAUGAUCUUGCCGGUGCAUUUUACUCGAAAACACUUGAUCAAAUUGUUGCUUCAAUCCCAAACAUCUUGGUCGAAUUCGAAACCGGGAUCAAGAAACUAUAUGACCAAGGAGGUAGGAAUUUUUGGAUCCACAACACGGGUCCUCUUGGUUGCUUGACUCAGAACGUUGCAAAGUUCGGAACUGAUCCAUCAAAGCUUGAUGAGCUGGGAUGUGUAAGUGGGCAUAAUCAAGCAGCUAAGCUUUUAAAUCUUCAGCUUCAUGCUCUCACUAAAAAGCUGCAAGGCCAAUACGCUGAUUCAAAUAUCACAUAUGUUGAUAUCUACACAAUAAAAUCCAACCUCAUUGCUAAUUAUUCCCGAUACGGAUUUGAGCAACCCAUAAUGGCAUGCUGUGGAUAUGGAGGACCACCACUAAACUAUGACAGCAGGAUUUCUUGUGGGCAAACAAAAGUUUUGAAUGGGACCAGUGUCACAGCCAAAGCAUGCAGUGAUAGUACUGAGUAUGUGAAUUGGGAUGGAAUUCAUUAUUCAGAGGCAGCUAAUCAGUAUAUUUCAUCACAAAUACUCACUGGAAAAUUUUCGGAUCCGCCAUUCUCUGAUAGAAUGCCUUUCCUUCUCAAUCUCAAGUUCUGAGGAGCUAAUUUGCUGACUGUGCUGUAAUUAUUCUAUUCGUUCUUAUUUCAUUUGUUUACAGCUGAAGAUUAAAUGCAAGCACUAAUAUUAUUAAUAA